Messenger RNA from Cinara cedri, 1242 nucleotides. Lineage: Eukaryota; Metazoa; Arthropoda; Insecta; Hemiptera; Aphididae. The record is from the annotation of a GenBank genome assembly.
AUGAUUAUUGAGAAGACAAUACCAAAAGAUAUCCAUGACAGUUCAUUAUAUUCCAUUCAAGUUGACGAGAGUACUGAUGUCGCACAAUUAGCUGUUUUGCUAGUAAUUGCAAUGUAUUUAAAGAAAAAUGAAAACAUAGGAGAGCUUUUACUUUGCCAUCCUCUUACUAAACGUGCAACAGGUGCAGAUAUUUUUCACGCAAUUGUGGUGGUAAAUCUAUGUCUGGUUGUUACUCUGAUCUUCUUGCGCGUGUCCUGGCAGUAGCCUCCUUGGUAAAAUGGGCUCAUUAUUGCAUCCAUCGACAAGCUCUUGCAUCGAAACCUCUUCCAGUUGAUUUGAAGAACGUUCUGGUAAAGUGAUCAACUUCAUCAAGUCUCGCCAUACAAACUCCAGAAUUUUUUUAUCAUUGUGUGAAGACAUGGGCAGUUUUCACAAAACCCUCCUUCUUCAUACUGAGGUUCAAUGGUUAUCACGUGGUAAGGUUCUUGCACGUUUAUUUGAACUUAGGCAUGAAGUUCAAAUAUUUUUCGAAGACCGUCCUUUUCAACUUUCAUUAAAAUUUAACGACCACGAAUAGCUUCAAAAACUUGCAUACUUGGCCGAUGUUUUUUUGAAAUUAAACACUCUAAAUUUGAUUCUUCAAAACAGUACACUGACAACAUUUCAAGUCACUGACAAAGUAGAAUUUUUUGUUAAAAAGUUAGAGUUUUGGAAGUCAUGUAUUGAUAAUAAUCAACCAAAAGUUUUUUAAACACUACACGAUUUCUUCUGUGAAACGGAUAGGAUCUUAUCUCAAGAUAUCAAAAAACAAGUUAUUCAACAUUUGAAUGGUCUCAUAGCGGCUUUUGAAAAAUACUUUCCUAAAUGUGGAAAAGAAGAUCACUGGAUCGCAUUUCCUUUUAGUGAAAACUAUUUCAAAUCUGCAGUUUAUCAGUACAAGAAAAAGAAACACUAAUAGAACUGAAAACCGAUUCUUCACUUGAGGCAGCAUUUAAAAAGAAAUCUACUGUCGUGUUUUGGGUUGAUGUGAAAGAAGAAUAUCCUGAGCCAUCAUGCAAGGUAUUCAAUGUUCUGCUACUAUUCACAAGCACUGUGUUGGUGGAAAGGACCUUUUCUACGUACACGUUCAUAAAAAAUAAGUAUCGUUAUAAACUGUCUGUAAGUUCAGAUCUACGGGUUUAUUUGUCAUGUGUGAAGCCAGAUUUAAAAAAAUUAAGUUCAAGCAAACAAGCUCAAGGUUAG